GGACAGUGCGCUGGGAAAAUGCCUCUUUGCUUCCUCAGGCAAUGGCUGGCGCAACAGCCAAGAGACUGGGCACCAAGCUGAGCAGCCCUCGGCACCAAGCUGGCAUGGCUGUUUUUGCUGUGAUGGCCGAGCCGGUCUCUGCAAUUCGUCAGAUGUUUUUUCUAAGGGUUGGAUUUAUGUUUACAAACUUUACAGUUGAGACAAAUCAGUGAAAAUUCCUCUCAAAGGAAAUAUUCUAACCCACACUGCUGGAAACCUGAAUUUUGAAGUUGAAAGUUCUAAUCUUCUGUAGCUAAAGGUCUGCAUGCCUGUAUCUGCAUAAAUAUGGCUGAUCUAUCAGAGCCAGAAGGUACAGUGAACUGGAAGGAAAGAUGUUUAACUCUGGAGUCACAGUUAAUGAAAUUUCGUCUCCAAGCAAGCAAGAUCAGAGAAUUAUUAGCAGAAAAGAUGCAGCAGCUUGAGAGACAAGUUAUAGAUGCUGACCGUCAAGCAGAGAGGGCUUUUCAGCAGGUGCAAGUAAUGGAAGAAAAAUUAAAAGCAGCUAAUGUUCAAACGAGCGAAUCAGAAAACAGGUUGUAUAAGAGAUGUCAAGAUCUGGAGAUCCUGAUUCAAGAUAAAAAUGACAUAAUACAAAAAUUGGAGCAACAACUUGAAGAACAGAAGCAAAUACGACUUCAAGAGGCAAAACUCAUAGAAGAAAAAGCAGCUAAAAUAAAAGAAUGGGUGACAGUCAAGCUCCAUGAGUUAGAGGUGGAAAAUCAGAACCUUCGCUUGAUCAACCAAAAGCAAACCAAAGAGAUGAAAACAGUACAAUCCAAACUGCAAGAAGCUACGGGCAAGAAAUCUGUUACUUCAACACAAAAACCUGGAGAAUGUCAGCGACUAAGUAGUUUGACUUUUGGAUGCUUUUCAAACAGAGCGAGAAGUCCUCAACCAUCUCCUAAAUUUGAAGAAAUAAGCAAAUCUUCAUCAAAAGAGUCAGACUACACUGAAGGCAAAAACACACUAGAGAAGGAUAUCCUGGAAACUACCUUUGCUGGUCCUGCACAUGAAAGCAAUAAAGGUCAGAAGUCAUUGCAGCAAAGUUCCUCAGGAUCAGAGCAGAACAAAAAUGUGAGAACAAGUUGUUCAUCCAAGGAUUUGGACAGUGACAUGUCAAAGAACUCCUGCACUACAGGGAGUGACUGGAGCUCAGAUGAGGAUGGAGGAGACAAUAAAGGAAUGAAAUCCAGGUGUGCAUCCACUCUCUCAAGCCACACAUCGGAAGAGAACACUAGGUACAGUAGAGUGGGAAGUGAAAUGUAUUUGACAGCCUCCGAUGACAGUAGUUCUCUAUUUGAAGAAGAGAGUUUGGGUGUUCAGAGGACUCAGCACAAAAAGUUGUACUCCUGGCAGCAAGGGUCCCAAAGAAAAGGCCAGAACAAUCCAGGUGGAAAGUGCAACUCAGACUUCACAAGUAAGAAGAAAGACCAAGAUAGUUCUUCAGAUGAACUGAACAAGAAAUUUCAGUCUCAGAGGCUAGAUUAUUCAUCCUCAUCCAGUGAGGCAAAUACCCCAAGUCCAAUUUUAACCCCUGCUCUAACUCCUAAACACCCAAUCCUAGCAACUUCUGCAGGAUCUCAAUAUCCAACACUAUCAGAUUCUCCCUCAAAUUUGCCACCUCCAAAGUUACGGACUCCUAAUGUGUUCAGUAUAAAUUCAGCAUUGGCAAAAAAACAUUUAAGCCAGCCCCAGCUGAGCUCUGAUAGAAUGUUUGGUAAAAAUAGAAAUGCUAUAAGCAUGAUACGUCCGUGGAGACCUCAGGAAACAGACAUUGAUCUGGUGGAUGGAGAAGAUACAGGUAUUUUAGAGAAAAUGGAGAUUGGCUGUGAUGAAGGAGUGUUUACCUAUGACUGCACUGAAGUACAAAAUGCUGAAGCCCAGGAACCCUGUGAUACGACAAAAAAAGCUGCUAGUAACAAACCUCCAACCCCACCAUUACAUCGAUUUCCUUCCUGGGAAAGCAGAAUUUAUGCUGUAGCCAAAUCUGGCUUAAGGAUGUCUGAAGCUUUCACCGUGGAAUCUCUUAACAAAAGUGCUGUUUCACUAACAUCAUACUCUGUAUCUGGAUUAUACACAUCUCUGAUAUAUAAGAACAUGACCACUCCUGUCUACACCACUUUGAAAGGGAAAGCAACUCAAAUAAGCAACAGCCCAUUUAUAGAUGAGUCGUCAGGAUCUGAGGAAGAAGACAGCUCUCGGUCUAGCUCAAGGACUUCUGAGUCCGAUUCUCGAAGCAGAAGUGGCCCGAGUAGUCCUCGGGCUAUGAAACGAGGUGUGUCUCUGUCUUCCAUGACCUCAGAAAGUGACUAUGCUAUUCCUCCUGAUGCAUAUUCAGUAGAUACAGACUGUUCAGAGCCAGAGCAGAAACUUCCUAAAACCUCUUCCUCAUCUACUGAUAAUGGAAAAAAUGAACCUUUGGAAAAAUCUGGAUAUCUGUUAAAAAUGGGUGGUAAAGUGAAGACCUGGAAACGACGAUGGUUUGUGCUUAAAGGAGGUGAAUUACUAUACUACAAAUCUCCAAGUGAUGUAAUUCGAAAACCUCAAGGUCAAAUUGAGUUAAAUGCAUCUAGCCACAUUGAAAGGGGUGAUGGAAAACAAACAAUUCAGCUGACCACAGAAAAACGGACAUACUACCUGACUGCAGAUUCUCCAAACAUCUUAGAAGAAUGGAUCAAAGUACUACAGAAUGUUCUUAAAAUACAGGCUGCUAGUCCACUUUUUAUACAGCCUGAAAUCAAGCCAACCAUGAAAGGGUUACUUACAAAGGUGAAACAUGGAUACUCCAAAAGAGUAUGGUGUACCCUCGUUGGAAAAAUUCUGUAUUACUUCCGUAACCAAGAAGAUAAGUUUCCUCUUGGUCAAAUCAAGCUUUUUGAGGCCAAAGUUGAAGAAGUUGAUAGGUCCUGUGACUCUGAUGAAGAUUAUGAAGCUAGUGGUCGCAGUUUAUUAUCAACACAUUACACUGUUGUUAUCCACCCCAAAGAUCAAGGACCAACUUACCUUCUUAUAGGAUCCAAGCAUGAGAAGGACACAUGGCUUUAUCAUCUGACGGUUGCUGCUGGAAGUACCAACGUAAAUGUUGGGUCUGAGUUUGAACAACUUAUUUGCAAAUUGCUAAAUAUGGAAGGUGAUACCACUUCUCAGGUUUGGAGACAUCCCACCCUUUGCCACAGCAAAGAAGGAAUUGCUUCUCCUCUUACAACAUUGCCAUCAGAAGCUUUGCAAACUGAAGCAAUUAAAUUAUUUAAGACCUGCCAGUUGUUUAUAAAUGCUGCAGUUGACUCUCCUGCCAUUGACUACCAUGUAUCUUUGGCCCAGAGUGCUUUGCAGAUCUGCCUCACGCAUCCUGAACUUCAAAAUGAGAUCUGUUGUCAGCUCAUUAAACAGACUAGACGUCGACAUCCACAAAACCAGACAGGACCAAUACAGGGCUUGCAGCUCUUGGCUCUCUGCGUUGGACUCUUUCUGCCCCAGCACCCAUUCCUUUGGCUUCUUAAACUUCAUUUAAAGAAGAAUGCAGAUUCCAGAACUGAAUUUGGGAAAUAUGCAAUAUAUUGUCAGCGAUGCGUAGAGCGUACGCAGCAGAAUGGAGACCGAGAAGCCAGACCUUCCAGAAUGGAAAUUCUUUCAACUCUUCUAAGAAACCCCUACCACCAUUCACUGCCCUUUAGUAUUCCAGUUCAUUUCAUGAAUGGCAUUUAUCAGGUUGUUGGAUUUGAUGCUUCUACCACAGUGGAAGAAUUUCUGAACACCCUGAACCAGGAUACAGGAAUGAGGAAACCAGCUCAGUCAGGAUUUGCACUGUUUUCUGAUGAUCCCUCUGGCAAGGAUAUAGAGCACUGUCUUCAAGGGAACAUCAAGAUCUGUGACAUUAUUUCAAAAUGGGAGCAAGCCUCCAAAGAACAACAUCCUGGGAAAUGUGAAGGUACAAGGACUGUCCGCCUUACUUACAAAAAUAGGCUUUAUUUUUCAGUUCAAGUCCAUGGGGAGACGGACAGAGAGAAGCUGCUGCUAGUCUAUCAGACAAACGAUCAAAUAGUCAAUGGACUUUUCCCCGUAAACAAAGAACUAGCGAUGGAACUGACUGCUCUUCUGGCUCAGGUAGAAAUCGGAGAUUUUGAAAGGCCUUUCUCAACACCAGCAGGGCAAGUCACUUCCCAGUCCAAGUCCAAUCAAACAUUAAAACAAGUUUUGGAGAGAUUCUACCCCAAGAGAUACAGGCAUGGUUGUUCAGAAGAACAAUUAAGACAGCUUUGUCAGCGAUUGUCUACAAGAUGGAUGGCUCUCCGGGGGCACAGUGCUGCAGACUGUGUGCGCAUUUAUCUCACUGUAGCCAGAAAAUGGUCCUUCUUUGGUGCUAAAUUGUUUGCAGCAAAACCUCUAGCAACAUCCACACUUGAGAAGUCCUUCAUAUGGUUUGCUGUACAUGAAGAUGGCAUAAGCAUCCUUGAUUACAGCACUAUGCGAUUGACAGUUACAUAUACAUAUAAGAGUCUGAUGACUUUUGGAGGCUAUCAAGAUGAUUUUAUGUUGGUUGUUAAUGAUGCUCAGAUGAAGGACAAAGCAACUGAAAAACUCCUUUUUGCCAUGACAAAACCCAAGAUUCUUGAGAUCACUCUACUGAUUGCCAGCUAUAUUAACAACUUUCAUCAGCAAAAAGGAGCUGCUCAUCACCUCUCCGCUCCAGCAUUACUGACACCUCAAAGUGGACAGAAAUUCAAGGAACUGGGGAGUCAGCCACUGCUCACAAACAACAGACCAACUAAAUGUCCAACUUUGUUAUGAAAGUGUUACCUAUCCUGAUAAUGCAUCUUUGCUACAUGGUUUCUACACUGAUUGAAAACUUUUUGAUGUACAAGAUAUACUGCAUAAGCAGGUUUGUAAAUGAAGGAAAGGAGGAUGGGUUUACAUUCAUUUCAAUGGUAUAUAGCAGGAGGAAUCCUUUAAUUAAAGCCUGGCACAAACUGGAAUGUUGAAGAUGAGCCGAUUUAAGAAUUCUGCUUUACUGGGGUGGCUUGUCCCUAUAGCUCAAAAAUAAACAUGUCUGCUGAUAGUGAUGGGGAAGGGUGGCCUUGGGAACAAUUGUAUACAUUUUAGACAUUUUCCAGAUAUUUUCUCAGGGACCAAACUGUCUUCACCUCUUCAGUUGCAUUUUAAAAAGUACAAAUUGUAUAACCUUCAUUUUUUUAAGGAUUUUUUGUUUUUAAAGAUGUCAAAUAGUAUAUUUUCCAUUUCCGUCACCCCUCUUUAUUUUUCAGUACAAGCACCAUGGGACCAAAACCAGCAAAUUGUUUUAGAACUGUUUCUUCUUAAAAACAAAACGAAACAAAAAAACAUAAACACAUCGUGUAACUAUUACAAAUCUAACAAGUAUUCUCCCAAUACCCUUUUAGCCAUUUUUAUACAGCUAUUCUACUUGGCAAAUCUCCAGCCUCAGCCUGAUACAUUUCUAAAUAAUCCCUCUCAACCCCAGCCUUUUGGAAAAAUCUAAAUUGAACAGGCACUGUAUUUAGUAUAGGUUUAUUAAACUUCUUUAAUCCAGAAAUAAUAAUAUAAUCCAGAUGCAAGAAUGACUCAAUUUAAAACACAGGAAUAACACAGAAAGCCAUUGUUUGAAUAGUUGAGCUUGGAGACAUAAGUGACACAAAAUGCCAUGUGUAUAAUGUAUAUACAGUGAUACAGAAUAAUAUUUUGUAAAAGAUGUAUUUGUUGUUUUUCAUUUGUAUCUAUACGUUUCACAUUAUAAAACUAAUUACAAUGUUUUUGCACACUAAAGGUAAAAUGUUGCAUCUGCACUAUUGGACUUGGGAGCACUUUCUGGUUACCUUUUUCAGCUGCAAGCUUCAGUGCUGUGUAGGGUCAAGUGCAUAGAAAUGACACUCCUUUUAAAUUCCAAACCUCACAUUUUAGUUUCUGUGCAAAGAAACCAUUUCUACAGGCUCUGAAAUAGAUCAGCAGCGUACUCUAAUAAUUUAGGUCCAACUGCAGAGGGGGUAGUUAAACAUGAAUCACUGAUUUAUACACAUUUUAUAAUAUCCACUUCUGCUCAUGCUGAUGAUCAUUGAUCAUUAAUCACUUACUGCUAACCUUCAUCAUUUUAGCCUGCAGUAAUUUCAUAAUGGUGAAUAUUAAUAUCCGAAGGUUGAAAAACUCCUUUAUUAUAUGACAUUUCAUAUAUACAGACAUACAGAUUGAGAGAGGAGUAAUUUUCAGCUGUUUGCCCUCUGUAAAAGGUAGGAAGUAUCUUCCUGAAGAAUUGAAAUAGGUUAGUUUGGAGAUACAGUUUGCAAAAAGAACAUAGUAUUAAAAAGUGGGAAGACAAGUUGGCUGGCUGACUUGAUAAAUACAUUUCUUCUGAAAACUCUCAAAAUCCUGCCACAAGCUAAGUCUGCAAGAUGCUACCUCCACUGUAUAGCUCAGUGCUUUGUCUUGAAAAUUACAAACAUAUAACAAACAUACUGUAUAUGGAUGAUACCAUGUUUGAAAUGCAUAAAGAGCUUCCUGAUAAUUUUCAACCUUCAUGAGUAGUUACACCAUUUCUCUUUCAAUGAGGCAGGGGACAGCAGAUCUGCCAUCAUCAGGGCAAGCACCCAGGAAGCUACAGGAGACCCUGGCACUGACUGCAGCAUCUUUUUGUGCAGCAUCCCCAGGUGAAGCGAUGCAGGUAGUGUGGUGUAAUUGGGUUAGGAAUUAACAUCCCUUUGAGAUCAGCAGUAUAGUUAACUUCUGGAGAAUUACGGGGGUGGGUGACAGUACUUACAAAUUCAAACAGAUGGUACUGCAUCAGUUAUACUCAGGUGGUAGUGUAGAGCUUAUCCAAUAUGCUUAGAAAGUUAAUUUAAAAACAAAAAGUCAUCACAAAAUUAUGAUAGCAAUCAACCUAGCUAGCAUUGAUAGCAAUCAAUUGCUAGCAUUCCAGCUAGCAAUUAUUUCCUCAUUGUCCAUUAGGACAUAGUGUAAGGCAUGUCACUAGUGAGUUUCUUCAUGCAGUUUUUUUUAAGUCUUUGAAUUAAGUUGGUUAGUUUGGAGACAAAAUGAUACACAAAGCUGAUGUGCAGAUACUGAGUCUUUUAAACAGAUUUCAUUAACAAUUCCUGCCUUACAAACAGUUUUUUUUAUAAAGCAGCAUACAAUAUAAGUAGUAUGACUUUCCUUCCUGCUUUUAGGUAGAUAAUUCAGAAACUGCUUUGCUUUUUAGGGUUAAGCUCCUGGUGAUGCAAUAUAUCCCUAAAUCAUAGUGCCAGAAGCAGUCCAUGUUCUAGUUUCCCUUUGUUUGGCAGCACCUUUCAGACUUAAUAUGGCUGUUUAAUUAUGAUGGGUCAUCAUUAAUCCCAUAUACAGUCACAUUACCAGAAAUACCGUGUAAUUUUAAUGAAAUAAAUACACUCAGAAUCACAGCAUGACCAUACAACACUAAACAAUCAAGUUUUUCCCAGGAUUUUGAUUAGCAACAGCAUGGUUUCCAUAGUGUGGUAGUAACCUCUUCAAGCAAACCUUUCCCUAAAAUUAACAGUCAGCAAGGAAAGUCUCUUACACAAACACACUUCAACAGCAUGGCUUGAAGAGCUGUGUAAGUCUCUGGCCGACUUGCUCUGUGUUAAACUAGCCCUAAACCUACUUAGAAGAUACCAUACAAUAUAAGUCAGCAAAACUGAAAAUUUCAGAGUCAGGUAGUUGAUCUGUUCUGCCUUCCCCACCCAGCUUGAACCUCAUGAGUGAUCCACAUCUCAGUCUUAGCCUUGAGUCAUCCAUCAAAACAACUCAUACCAUGCUAACCUAAUCCACGACUAAAGCCCAGGCAGGAACUAGACUUUUCUCACCUUCUGAUCUUUAGCAGCAGUGAUGAAAUGGGAGCUGUGAAAUGAGCAGGAACCUCUGGGACUGAUGCUGAAGAACUUCCUGUUCUCCAGGCUUGCAGAACCUAGGUUGUAAAAAUAUUCUCAGGGUGAGAUUAAUAGGUAAGCUCAUGGAAGGAGACUUCACUUUCCAUCACAAGUUUCAGAACAUUUUGUGCUUGCUUUGAGCACUCAGUAACAACAAUCUGUAUAGAUAGCCAGGGAAUCUGAGCUUGACAAUGACUGAAAGAUCAGUGGUAAAUCUCUAUAUAAAGAAUCACAUUGAUUUGAAAAUAACAUUCGGAAUACAAUAAAAACGAAUAAAUACAA
Messenger RNA from Anas platyrhynchos (mallard), 8207 nucleotides. It is a transcript of the gene PLEKHH2, whose product is annotated as pleckstrin homology, MyTH4 and FERM domain containing H2. Gene Ontology annotation, biological process: negative regulation of actin filament depolymerization. The record is from RefSeq and is a predicted model, not a curated record. NCBI's taxonomy places the organism in Eukaryota, Metazoa, Chordata, Aves, Anseriformes, Anatidae. Gene Ontology annotation, molecular function: actin binding. Gene Ontology annotation, cellular component: cytoskeleton; cytoplasm.